Fonsecaea nubica is the source of this 606-nucleotide messenger RNA. RefSeq lists its product as hypothetical. Bases 1 to 606 code for a protein of 201 amino acids. The transcript has a single exon. NCBI's taxonomy places the organism in Eukaryota, Fungi, Ascomycota, Eurotiomycetes, Chaetothyriales, Herpotrichiellaceae. The record is from RefSeq and is a predicted model, not a curated record.
AUGGUCUUUUCUAUCCGCAUUGGCGCCAUCAUCACGACGGCGGUGAUGGUGGCAUUCACUCCCCUAACCGCAGCGGCAUUGUCUUCGUCAGCGACGAGUGGCAGCUACACCCUGUGCCAGUUCUAUUCGAGCAUACCGGGCCUCUCCUCAGCGGAUUCGACAUCCUUGACGCUGCCUCUCUGCCCUUCCAGCUUGUUGACCUUCUCCUACACGAUUCCCCCUGAGACGACCUCGACAACCCCAAUUGCCGGCCCGACUACUAGGACAUGGGCGCCGUCGCCCAGCGUCACCAGCUCUUUGACCUUGUGCCAAUUCUACUCAAGCAUCCCCGGCCUGUCUUCGCCGCCGACACCCGUCUCCAGCAUGACCCUGCCUUCGUGCCCCGCAAGCCUGCAGGAUAUCACAUACUCAUACCAGGCGCCCCUGGUAACCAAUGGCGGUUCCGCGACGGGGACCACACUGUCAGCCACAUCUGCCACCAGCACAGCUGCUGUUGUGUCUAGCUUUACCGGCGCGGCUGCUCCCAGACCAAGUUUGGAUAGAAUGGUUCUUGGUGGUGUUGGCGUGGGAGGCAUCCUGGCGGGAGCAGUGGGAAUGAUGGCAUGA